GCGUGAUAUCGUGGAUGUUGUGUACUGUGUGUUUUGUGCCUAUCGCAUACAUUGUCAUCUGCUUCUCACGAGGUACACAAAUGCAGUUCGUAAAGAUGGUUUAUCGAAGCAUAUUUCCAAAUGAAUUCUCGCAGCCGGUGAACUGAGUAACAGUGCUAAACCUGACGCGAGGUCCUCACCCGCGUUAGGUGCGUUGUGGGCCACCUAUCCGCGUCCAAGCUGUGUCGAGCACUCAAGUCAUGGUAUCGAGGGUCGACACGAACUUCGGUUGUGACGAUUUUUUCGGGACUUAUCAUUGCACCCAAGACAUGGCUUGUGACCGUGGUAAUUCGGACUUCGAGUUCAUCAUACCGCCAGAGGCGCCGGUCUUCGAACCGAGUAUCGAGGAGUUUCACGACCCCCUUGGCUACAUCGCAAAAAUACGACCGAUCGCUGAGAAGUCUGGCAUUUGUAAGAUCAAACCGCCGCCUAAUUGGCAACCACCAUUUGCUGUUGAUGUUGAUAAAUUCAAAUUUGUUCCAAGGAUACAGAGAUUGAAUGAAUUAGAAGCAAAAACAAGAAUAAAACUUAAUUUCUUGGAUCAAAUUGCAAAAUUUUGGGAACUUCAAGGUUCUUCUUUAAAAAUUCCACUUGUAGAACGCAAGGCUCUUGAUUUGUAUUCCUUACACAAAAUAGUCACUGAUGAGGGUGGUAUUGAGACUGUGACAAAAGAAAGGAGAUGGGCAAAAAUUGCAAAUAAAUUAGGUUAUCCUUCUGGACGCAGUGUAGGAAGUAUUCUAAAAAAUCACUAUGAACGCAUUUUAUAUCCAUUUGACGUAUUUAAACAAGGGAAAACAUUGACAGAUAUAAAAAUUGAACCAGAUUCUAAUGUGAAUGAGAAAAAAGAUAGAGAUUAUAAACCACAUGGAAUUAUAUCACGACAACAAAUUAAACCCCCAACUGAAAAGUUUUCACGUCGGUCAAAAAGAUUUAGUUGCCAAGAAGAAAAGCAGGAAGCUUCUAUUAAACAAGAAGAUUGUAAGGAUGAAUGUGACUCUGAUAGUGAUUGUAAAGAUGGAAUUAGAAGUAGACAUUAUGAUGAUAAAGAUAAUAGUAAAGAACUUAAAAAACUACAAUUUUAUGGACCUGGCCCAAAAAUGGCUGGGUUUAAUACCAAAGAAGCAAAAAAAUCUAAUAAAACUAGAGGUGUAAAACUUGUUUAUGAAUUUGACCCUUUGGCAAAGUAUAUUUGCCACAAUUGUGGAAGAGGUGAUAAUGAAGAAAAUAUGCUUUUAUGUGAUGGAUGUGAUGAUAGUUAUCAUACUUUUUGCUUAAUGCCUCCGUUGACAGAAAUACCAAAAGGUGAUUGGAGGUGUCCAAAAUGUGUUGCAGAAGAAGUUUCUAAACCAAUGGAAGCAUUUGGAUUUGAACAAGCACAAAGGGAAUAUACCCUUCAACAAUUUGGAGAAAUGGCUGACCAGUUUAAAAGCGAUUACUUUAACAUGCCUGUACAUAUGGUACCAACAUCUUUAGUAGAAAAAGAAUUUUGGCGGAUAGUUUCUUCCAUUGAUGAAGAUGUAACAGUUGAAUAUGGAGCAGAUUUACAUACUAUGGAUCAUGGAUCCGGAUUUCCAACAAAAACAAGUGUUAAUUUGUUUACCUGUGAUCAAGAGUAUGCUGAAUCUUCCUGGAAUUUAAAUAACUUGCCAGUUUUACGUGGAAGUGUCCUAGGUCAUAUUAAUGCUGAUAUUAGUGGUAUGAAAGUUCCAUGGAUGUAUGUUGGUAUGUGUUUUGCAACAUUUUGCUGGCACAAUGAGGAUCAUUGGAGCUACUCAAUUAAUUAUUUACACUGGGGAGAGCCAAAAACAUGGUAUGGUGUACCAGGCUCUCAGGCAGAACGAUUUGAACAUUCAAUGAAAUCUGCUGCACCAGAAUUAUUUCAUAGUCAACCAGAUUUACUUCAUCAGUUGGUUACUAUUAUGAAUCCUAAUAUUUUAACAAAUGAAGGUGUUACAGUAUUCAGAACUGAUCAACACGCGGGUGAAUUUGUCGUAACAUUUCCAAGAGCAUAUCAUGCAGGCUUUAAUCAAGGAUACAAUUUUGCUGAAGCUGUAAAUUUUGCUCCUGCUGAUUGGCUUAAAGUUGGACGAGAAUGUAUAACUCAUUAUUCGAAUUUAAGACGAUUUUGUGUAUUUUCUCAUGAUGAAUUAGUAUGUAAAAUGUCAUUGGAUCCAGAUUCAUUGGACAUAGGAAUUGCAACUGCAACUUAUCACGAUAUGCUUCAAAUGGUGGAUGAUGAGAAAAAACUACGAAAGAAUUUGUUGGAAUGGGGUGUAACAGAAGCAGAACGAGAAGCAUUUGAACUUUUGCCAGAUGAUGAGAGACAGUGUGAAGCGUGCAAGACAACUUGUUUUUUGAGUGCAGUUACAUGUUCAUGCCAAAGUUCUCAGUUAGUUUGUUUAAGACAUUUCACAGAGCUUUGUGAUUGUCCUCCAGAAAAGCAUACAUUACGUUAUCGCUAUACUUUAGACGAAUUACCAAUUAUGUUACAAAAAUUAAAAUUAAAAGCAGAGUCAUUUGACUCAUGGGUGACAAAAGUAAAGGAAGCAAUGGAUCCUGACAAAAAGAAUGAUAAAAUUGAAUUAAGUGAAUUGAAAGAACUUUUAAAUGAAGCAGAAAAUAAAAAAUUUCCAGAAAGUGAAUUGCUUACAGCUUUAACAACUGCUGUGCAGGAUGCUGAAAAAUGUGCAAGUGUUGCACAGCAACUUUUGAAUAACAAACAACGUACCAGAACCAGGCAAUCUGUUGAAACUAAAUACAAGCUUACAGUAGAAGAAUUAACUCUUUUCUACAAAGAAAUAACAAACCUAUGCUGUGAACUUAAGGAAUCUGAUGGAGUAAAAUUCAUACUUGAUCAAGUGUUGCAAUUUCAAAAAGAAGCAGAAGAAUUAGAAUCUAAAGAAGAUGAUUGUGAUAUUGAACAAUUGGAAAAGUGUAUUGAUUUUGGGGAUUCUAUUUGUAUUGAACUACCUCAACUUACACGUUUGAAACAAAAAUUAGCACAAAUACAAUGGCUUGAGGAAGUAAAGUCUAUUCAAGAAGAUCCAAAAUCUAUACACCGUGAUGACUUAUUAAAAUUGAUUGAAAAAGGUAUGACAAUACCUCCUCACUUGAGUAUAGAACAUACUCUUUCAAAACUACAAGUAUUAAUGCUUGCAAUUGAUAAGUGGGAAGAAAAGGCAAAGCUGUAUCUUCAUACAAAAAAUAGACAAACUAUUUCAAGUCUUGAAGAAUUUAUUCAUGCAGCUGACAGUGUAGAGGCUUAUUUACCAAGUUUAGAUGUUCUUCAAGACACGUUGAAUAAAGCAAAAAAUUGGACAAAGAUGGUAGAAGAGAUGCAAGCAAGAGAUAAUUUUCCAUAUUACAAUACAUUAGAUGACCUAAUUAAAAGGGGUAGAAAUAUUUCACUGCAUCUAGAUGCCCUUCCAAUCUUAGAAUCUACACUAUCACAAGCAAAAACCUGGAAAGAAAGGACAGCAAGAACAUUCCUAAGGAAAAAUUCACAUUAUACUUUAAUGGAAGCUUUAUCACCACGAAUAGGAGUUGGUAUACAAGCUUUAAAAGCUAAAAAGAGUAAGAGUGAAGAUUCCGUAGGACCUGUAUUCGUCUGUGAUACAAAAUUGGACGAUUCCAAUGACUCGGCUACUAUUGUAGCCGCAUUUAAAUUAGCCGAACAACGUGAAAUGGAAGCAAUGAGAAAUUUAAGGGACAGAAAUUUAAUGAAAACCGAAAUAGACGAUUCGAGGUAUUGUGUCUGUCGUCGACCAAGGUUUGGGCUCAUGCUUCAAUGUGAGCUUUGUAAAGAUUGGUUCCAUUCAAAUUGCGUACCCUUGCCAAAAACAUCGUACAAAGGAAAAUUACCAAUGUCAAGGGAAAUUAAAUUUUUAUGCCCUUGUUGUUUACGUUCACGGCGGCCACGGUUAGAAACUAUUUUGGCACUUUUAGUUAGUCUUCAAAAAAUUCCAAUCCGUUUACCAGAGGGUGAAGCAUUGCAGUGUUUAACGGAACGUGCAAUGAAUUGGCAGGAUCGAGCACGGCAGGCACUAGCUACGGAUGAAAUUUCGUCGGCAUUGGCAAAAUUAUCUGUACUUUCGCAAAAACUGGUUGAAGCGGCAGCAAGGGAAAAGACAGAGAAAAUUAUCAGCAGUGAACUGAAAAAAGCAGCCAAUAAUCCUGAAUUACAUCAGAGAGUACAAGCAAUUGCACCUCUUAGUGGUGUGCAUUCAGAUGACAGCGCGCUUAGUACUGCAGAUGAUGAUGACGAUGUUGUUACUAUAGAUGAUGACGAGCCAAGCUGCAGUACGUUCAACAGCAAUGAACACGCAUAUUCUUAUAUAUCAAAAAUUCAACGAAAAUCGCAAUCAAAUGAUUCGGCCGAAGUUGCCGUUGUACUUUCACAGACAGCGAGGUUACGUUUAGAAGAAUUAAUGAUGGAAGGUGAUUUAUUAGAAGUUGCAUUAGAUGAAACCCAACACAUUUGGCGUAUAUUAAGUCAUACAAAUAGUCCAAGUACCGUUCGGAAGUACGCAUCAUAUGAAGAAAUUCAGUCUGGUAUAAAUCAAGAUACAAAGGAUGUAAAAAAGCGUGGAAGAAAAAGGAAAUCCGAAGAAUUCGAGUUAUUGAAAAAACUUGGAAGGCAAAAAAUGGAAGAAAAAAACUUAGCUAAACGAAAAGUGCUGCAGAAAGAAAAGAAAUCGGCUAGUUCCCCAUUGCCAAUAAAGCGUGGACCUCGAAAGAUAAAACGCAAAGAAGGUGAAGAUGGUCCAAAGAAAAGAGGUGGUAACAGGAAAAAGACCAAACAAGAUACUUCGGACGAAGAAGAUGAUUGCGCAGCUGUUAAUUGCUUACGACCUAGUGGUAGGGAAGUUGACUGGGUACAAUGUGAUGGCGGCUGUGAAGGUUGGUUUCAUAUGCACUGUGUUGGAUUAGAUCGUACAGAAAUUGCGGAGGAAGACGAUUACAUAUGCAGUAAUUGUAAAGAUGCAGAACAGAAUUCAACGUCAAGAGCGCCAGAUCCAUUAGCUGAAUCAUUAGGCCUGGAUGCACUUCUUUCCCUUUCUCAAUCUCAGGGUUACCAGGGCACAGACAGUGAAGCAGACAUUCAAGAAACGACAUCCUUCGUCAGGACUUACUAGCCGGCUUUAUCGUGUUAGCUCUGUACAAGGCUAGGAUGUUUAUCAAUUUCAAAUAAUUUCGACUGUGAAGCUUACAGUCCGACAAUUAACGUUACCUACAAUCAUUAUUCAGUCAGUUGGUACUGCAGGUCACCAUGUGCCGUUUGAGUAGAGUUGCGAGUGGAUAUUGGAGAUAAAGUAUUAUAAUGCGAUCAAAUUAUAAUCUUGACGACUAUGAACUUAUAUUUUGAUUUGAUACGCUAUA
Habropoda laboriosa is the source of this 5418-nucleotide messenger RNA. RefSeq names its product lysine-specific demethylase lid (gene Kdm5). The transcript has 18 exons. Bases 240 to 5174 code for a protein of 1644 amino acids. NCBI's taxonomy places the organism in Eukaryota, Metazoa, Arthropoda, Insecta, Hymenoptera, Apidae. The record is from RefSeq and is a predicted model, not a curated record. Gene Ontology annotation, cellular component: nucleus. Gene Ontology annotation, biological process: chromatin remodeling. Gene Ontology annotation, molecular function: DNA binding; histone demethylase activity.